Messenger RNA from Tarenaya hassleriana, 1887 nucleotides. Its product is annotated as beta-D-xylosidase 1-like. The transcript has 5 exons. The record is from RefSeq and is a predicted model, not a curated record. Gene Ontology annotation, cellular component: plant-type cell wall. Gene Ontology annotation, biological process: arabinan catabolic process; xylan catabolic process. Gene Ontology annotation, molecular function: alpha-L-arabinofuranosidase activity; xylan 1,4-beta-xylosidase activity. NCBI's taxonomy places the organism in Eukaryota, Viridiplantae, Streptophyta, Magnoliopsida, Brassicales, Cleomaceae. The coding region runs from base 16 to 1887 and encodes 623 amino acids.
AAUGAGGCAAGGGCCAUGUACAAUGGAGGUACGGCCGGCCUCACGUACUGGAGCCCUAACGUGAAUAUAGUCCGUGACCCGCGAUGGGGACGAAUCCAAGAAACUCCCGGAGAAGAUCCUUUUGUUUCUGGGAAGUACGGUGCCAGCUACGUCCGGGGACUUCAAGGCUCCGGCAACGGCGACAGUCUUAAAGUCGCCGCCUGUUGCAAACAUUACACCGCAUACGAUCUUGAUAACUGGAUGGGCAUUGACCGUCUCCAUUUCAACGCUAACGUUACAAAGCAAGAUCUAGAAGAUACAUUUAACGUGCCGUUCCAGACCUGUGUCAAAGAGGGAAACGUCGCAAGUGUGAUGUGUUCUUACAACCAGGUUAACGGAAAACCGACAUGUACUGACGUGGAUCUCUUAAAGAACAUCGUCCGUGGCGAUUGGAAUCUUAAAGGGUAUAUUGUCUCGGAUUGCGACUCCGUGGAAGUGCUUUUCAACAAACAACAUUACACCAAAACUCCGGAGGAAGCAGUUGCGGCUUCCAUCAAAGCCGGACUAGACCUGGACUGUGGGGCGUUUUUGCCGACCUAUACGGAGGGCGCGGUCAGAAAGGGACUAUUGAAUGAAUCCGACGUGGAUUAUGCCGUUGUCAACACCUUGACGGUCCAAAUGAGACUCGGCAUGUUCGAUGGGAACCUUGGUCCGUACGGUAAUCUUGGACCAGGAGAUGUAUGCACUCGGGCCAAUCAAGAUCUGGCCCUUGCAGCAGCUCAUCAAGGCAUUGUCCUUCUCAAAAAUUCUGCCCGUCACGCGCUUCCUCUUAACCCAACGCGCCACCGCACCAUAGCUGUCAUCGGACCCAACUCGGACGUGACCCAAACCAUGAUCGGAAACUAUGCAGGAAAACCAUGUGCUUACACUUCUCCACUACAAGGUAUCUCUAGAUAUGCACAAACUUUGUAUCUCCAGGGCUGUGUGAGAGUUUCAUGCACCGGAAACGAACAAUUCGAUUCGGCCGAGAUGGCAGCGCGUGGGGCCGACGCUACCAUCCUCGUGAUGGGAACAGAUCUAUCCAUAGAGGCGGAAUCACUAGACCGAACGAUUCUGUUAUUGCCAGGCCACCAGCAAGAGCUCGUGUCUCGUGUGGCGCGAGCCUCAAGGGGUCCAACCAUAUUAGUCCUCAUGAGCGGUGGCCCCAUCGACGUGUCAUUCGCCCAGUAUGACCCAUUUGUCAAGGCCAUCGUCUGGGCCGGGUAUCCGGGUCAAGCCGGUGGAGCCGCCAUCGCCGAUAUCAUCUUCGGCAAAGCUAAUCCAGGUGGGAAGUUACCGAUGACGUGGUAUCCAGAAGAUUACGUGGACAAAAUCCCGAUGUCGAACAUGGCCAUGAGACCGUCGGGAGGUUUCCCGGGGAGGACGUACAAGUACUACAAUGGCCCGGUGGUUUACCCGUUCGGAUUUGGCUUAAGCUACACCACUUUCAAUCACACCUCCCUACAAGCUCCACCGACCAAGAUAUCAGUCCCGGUUUCAAGUCCACAAACCUCGCCCUAUUACGUAGAAGUCUCCCAAGCCAACUGCGAUAAAAUACCAAAAAUAUCCUUGAAGGUAGAUGUAGCCAACACGGGGACGGUCGAGGGGAGCGACACUCUCUUCGUGUUCGCUAAACCUCCGGUCGGAGAGGCGACCGCGCUGGGUCUGAUCAAGCAGGUGGUCGGGUUCGAGAAAGUUCUGGUCGGGGCAGGGGCAAAAAAGACAAUUCAAGUUGAACUUGAUGUUUGUGAGCAUCUUGCCGUCGUGGGUGAGAAUGGGAAUAGAAGAAUCCCGUUUGGUAAGCAUAAGCUGUACGUUGGGAAAGUUAGAUACUCUAUUCAGGUUCAACCAAGCCUUGGGAAGAACUAA